AUGGCGAUGCUAGGAGGUUUUAGUGCUACACAGCACAAAAAAAACGUCUCCGACACGAACGGCGAUGUAUCAGAAUUUCUCUGCCCUGUUUGUCUCGAGAUAUUUGACAGUCCAGUCACAACACAGUGCGGCCACACGUUCUGCCAGACUUGUUUGCAGAAAUGUUUGCGUCCACAGAAACCCGCGUGUGCUGUGUGCCGAGCUGCGCUAGGCCAUUGCACAAAAGCUGUAGAGCUUGAGGCCCUCAUCCAAUCAUCUGUAGCGGCGUGCAAAGGGUGUGGCGCUCAGGUUGGUCUUUCUCAGAUGAGAACUCACACAGGAGCUUGUCCAAAAUACCAGGAGUACAUUGAGGAAGGAGUUAGGACCACUGCUCAAAGCCAGCCUGCUAUCAUCAGUCCGGUGCCAAAUCGUUAUACUUUUACCUGCCCUUACUGCAACUGCCAGAAUCUUGAUCAAGACGGCCUGGUUGAGCACUGCACUACCCAGCAUGCCCGCGAUUCACGCCAAGUGGUUUGCCCCAUUUGUGCUUCGAUGCCUUGGGGGGAUCCAAACUACAGGAGUACUGACUUCUUCCAGCAUCUGAAGAUUCGACACACGUUUUCAUAUGAUACUUUUGUUGAUUACUCCACUGAUGAGCACACGAUGAUACAGGAGGCUUUACAGCGCUCCCUUCUGGACAACUGA
Nerophis lumbriciformis (worm pipefish) is the source of this 684-nucleotide messenger RNA. Lineage: Eukaryota; Metazoa; Chordata; Actinopteri; Syngnathiformes; Syngnathidae. The record is from RefSeq and is a predicted model, not a curated record.